Molecule: messenger RNA, 2090 nt
Organism: Acyrthosiphon pisum (pea aphid)
Lineage: Eukaryota; Metazoa; Arthropoda; Insecta; Hemiptera; Aphididae
Gene: betaggt-I
Product: geranylgeranyl transferase type-1 subunit beta
Exons: 1
Coding region: 781-1863 (360 amino acids)
Biological process (GO): protein geranylgeranylation
Cellular component (GO): CAAX-protein geranylgeranyltransferase complex
Molecular function (GO): CAAX-protein geranylgeranyltransferase activity
Source: RefSeq, a predicted model, not a curated record
AUCUACUCUAAAGAUCGUGUCUACAAGUUUCCAGAGGCAUUCGUGGAUCUCCGUAGACCGUUCCUUCCGCUACCAAACUAAAUGUUUUUUCAUGAUAGUAAUAGUGUCGCGCUCUAUCGGUAUUUUGGUUAUUUAGCCAGUUUUGCGUGUGAUAGUAUGAGAUCGCACAAGGCACAACGGCGAUGUCGACAAGUUACACACUUCAACAGUUCAACAGUUCAACACUAGCACAAAACAGUAGUUAAGAGUCUUCAAUCUACGACCUACAGCCUACAUCACUAUACAGUUUAGUGUCUAGUGAUUACUGAGAUCACUAUAGUUUAGCCGGACAGUUAGUUAGUACUUAGUUGUAGCAUAGAACAUUAAUAUUCUAUGUCAGAAGUCAGUACUAUAGCACUACGAUUACACGAGUUAUCAAACUGUCAACUGUGAAAAACAUUUUCAAGAAUACUAGGCGCAUAUUAUAGCGUAAUACUGGUAUCAAGUGACUCAAGUCUGAAAUGUGGCGCUGGACUCAGUGGAUAGUGGUAAUAUAACAAAUUGAAAUAAACAAUAUCGUGCCCGGUUAUGGUGAUCUUUUGGUGACAAGUUUACGAGAUUUUCAAUAUUUUGUUUUCUCGAGGAUAUUGUUCGCAUCCAAAACUAUCAGUACGAUUCUGCGAAUUUGCCUCUGUGUUGAAGCAAUACCACCUGAAAAUUAUGUCCUCCUCGAAUCAUCAUUCGUUGGUUGCAAAGUGAUAUACCGGCCUACCCCCACUGGUUCAACAAGGCUCCUUCAAGAUGAACAAACCGCAAUUGAAACCCGAACAGCACAAGAAAUAUUUUCGCCGCUCAUUGGACCUGUUACCCGGUGAGGUAGCUGUGUUUGAUUAUUCACGUCUAACCAUACUGUAUUUUGCUCUCAUCGGUUUGGAUAUAUUGGACGGCUUAGAUUCACUCACUGAUAACCGUAAGAAGGACAUUGUUGAGUGGGUGUACAGGUUGCAGUUGGUACCCAAUGAAUAUUGUUCUGUGCACAAAUGUGGUUUCAUGGGUUCCACCACCGUCAUUCAUUUGAAGAAUCAACCCGGCUGUGAAAAGUAUUGCGAAAGCAAUGUUGCUAUGACGUACAUGGCGUUGUGUAUUCUGAUAACAUUGGGUGACAAUCUGAGCCGUGUCAAUAAAUCAGCCGUUCUUCGAGGUGUAGCGUCUCUGCAAAAAUCCGAUGGCAGUUUCAAAAGCAACUAUGAACAUGGUGAGAGUGAUUUGAGAUUUGUGUACUGUUCACUUGCAAUAUGUAACAUAUUGAACGAUUCAUCGAGUAUCAAUGUAAAUAAUACCAUUAAAUUCAUUUCAAAUUGUCUGAACUAUGAUGGAGCGUUUGGACAAAACCCAGGAACUGAAUCACAUGGUGGUUCUACUUAUUGUGCAAUUGCGUCAUUAUCUCUAUUAAAUAAAUUAAAUCUUGUGUUAGAUGAAAACAAAUCUAGAAUAUUAGAGCGCUGGGCAGUAAAUCGACAAACCAAUGGCGGUUUUCAAGGAAGACCUAAUAAAGAUCCAGACACUUGCUAUUCCUUCUGGUUGGGUGCUACACUCAGUAUUAUGGGAUCACUUAGUAGAAUAAACAAGGAGAGGAAUAGAGAUUUUGUUCUAAAUAAUGCAAAUUUAUUGACUGGUGGGUUUAGUAAAAACAUGGACUCUAUACCAGAUCCAAUGCACACCUGCUUAAGCUUGUGUGGAUUAAGUUUGAUUGGAGAAGAAAACCUAAACCCUAUUAAUCCUGCAUUAAAUAUUACCGUGAGGGCGGCAAAUUAUUUAAAACAAAUUCAAGGAGAUUAUACAUUACCAAACAAAAAUAUAUUCAAAGCAGAUACUGAAUGUUAAAUGAACUGUGCCUACAUUACAUUUUAAUUUUUAAGAUAUAAUACAACUAGGAAUUAUUAGUCUACAUUAACUAUGACUGAUUUAUAUUUUUUUUUUAUACCUAUGAACAAUUAAAAAUAUACCAAACAAAUGUCUAUUAAAAUAAACUAAAAUAUUAUAUAUAUUUUUGAUUUGUUUUAUACCAUAUAUUAUAACAUUGUUAAUAUAAAAUAUUAUUAAAUUGAAAA